This is a messenger RNA of Prunus armeniaca (apricot), 2103 nucleotides long. The record is from the annotation of a GenBank genome assembly. Lineage: Eukaryota; Viridiplantae; Streptophyta; Magnoliopsida; Rosales; Rosaceae.
AUGCAUGUCGCGGGAGUGAGCUUGGAUCUGAAUUGGUUCCUUCAAUUCAUAUUUACUGCGUUUAUAAUAGCGUUUGGAUUGCUACACUUUGUGAAGAACACGGCCUCGAAGUACUUUGAGGUCGACGCCAACUUCGAAGGAGGAGACCACAGUGAUCGGACCCAAAUGCCGGGCGCUCUAAUGGAGGAUCCGGUUUGUGCCGUGUGUGGCAAUUCGGGUCCCAAGAAGUGCUCUCGCUGCAAAGCCGUUAGAUACUGCUCGCAAAAGUGCCAAGAAAAACAUUGGAAAUCAGGGCAUAAGACAGAAUGCAAAAACACGUUGAGUAAUUCUAGAUUUAAAACUUCAGGCGGUGGGGGUAAAACUUUCUCCGGACUCGCACUUGUUCCCAUUCGUGGAAUUUCUAAGCAUAUCAAGAAGCCGAAAGAGAUUCUUUUUCCCUAUGAUGAAUUUGUUCAACUUUUCAAUUGGGACAAGCUCAGAUUUCCUCCUUGUGGACUCUUAAAUUGCGGAAACAGUUGCUUUGCCAACGUGGUUCUACAGUGUCUUUCGUCCACUCGACCGCUUGUUGCCUACUUGUUAGUGAAGGGCCAUCGGAGAGAAUGCAUAUGUGAAGAUUGGUGCUUUCUUUGUGAAUUUCAAACCCAUCUUGAAAGAGCAAGCCAAAGUUCCCAGGCCUUUUCACCAACCAACAUUAUCUCUAGAUUACCAAAUAUUGGUGGUAAUCUUGUCCACGGGAGGCAGGAGGAUGCGCAUGAACUCAUGAGGUUUGCCAUUGAUACAAUGCAGUCAGUCUGCCUUAGUGAGUUUGGUGGAGAGAAAGCUGUACAUCCUAGCACUCAAGAGACAACCAUUAUUCAACAUAUAUUUGGUGGCCUGCUACAAUCUCAGGUGAUUUGUACAAAAUGCAAGAAUAUAUCAAAUCGGUAUGAUAAUAUGAUGGAUUUAACUGUCGAAAUUCAUGGGGAUGCUUCAUCAUUGGAGGAAUGUCUAGACCAAUUCACCAUCAAGGAGUGUCUUGAUGGAGAAAAUAAGUAUAAAUGUGAUGGGUGCAAUGACUAUGUCAAGGCUUGCAAGCGCCUUACUGUUAAGCGCGCUCCAAACAUUCUCACAAUUGCCUUGAAAAGAUUUCAGAGUGGGCGGUUUGGGAAAAUUAACAAGAGAGUAACAUUUCCUGAAACUUUAGAUUUGAACCCCUACAUGAGUGAAACGGGAGAUGGUGCAAAUAUCUACAAGCUUUAUGCUGUUGUUGUACAUGUGGAUAUGCUAAAUGCUUCAUUCUUUGGACACUACAUCUGUUACACCAAGGACUUUGGUGGAAACUGGUAUAGAAUUGAUGACUGUAAGGUUGCGACUGUAAAUUUGGAAGAGGUGCUUUCCCAGGGGGCAUAUAUGCUAUUAUAUAGCAGGGUUCAGCCACGAGCAACUUGUCUAACCCUUGAACCUCCAAGGAAAACAGAGGAAAUGAUCGAUGUUGAAGUACAGCCAUGCCGUAAAGAACAAGUUGAAUGUUCCACUGUUGAGUCUGCAGAUUCUACAUGCCAUUCUGGGUCUGUACCAUCUGACACUAGUCUGCCUCCGCAGAUUUCCAGCUGUGUAGAAGACUCAAGUGCUGUAAUAAUCCCUGAAGCAGUAAGAGAACAUUCUGAUAAUGCAGAUCUUAGCCUUAAAUCACCAUCAUCUGUUCCGAAAGAGGUUUGCAUAUUUGAAAAUAAUACGCUUAGUUCCCUGUCGAGUCCAUCUGUUUCAAGGGAGAGGGAGAUUUCUAGUUGCGAGAAGGUCCCUGCUGGUAAAUUGGAUUUAGAUACAGUAAGAGGAGAUCCAGUCAUAGCUAUACCUAAUGGUGAGUCAUGUCGGCCUGUUUUGGAUGAUGUAUCAGCACGCUGUGAGAAGGAUCUCUCUUCUUCAGGUGGUGAAUAUGUAAAUGGCAAUUCAGAAGACAUGGAUAUCGAUAAUUGCAAGUCAGGUUCAUUGGUUGCAGAGGACAUUGGAAUUUGCAGGAGCAAUGGGCCAACGUGUGCAGAUGGAAUCACUUCUCCAGUUGCACAUUCUGGUUUCCUGAAUGGGAAUGGAGUCUGUAGAGUAGAAAAAGUAGACAAAGGUUAA